Messenger RNA from Ahaetulla prasina, 9101 nucleotides. It is a transcript of the gene CEP162, whose product is annotated as centrosomal protein 162. Gene Ontology annotation, cellular component: centriole; axonemal microtubule; centrosome. Bases 2076 to 6260 code for a protein of 1394 amino acids. Gene Ontology annotation, biological process: cilium assembly. The transcript is spliced from 26 exons. NCBI's taxonomy places the organism in Eukaryota, Metazoa, Chordata, Lepidosauria, Squamata, Colubridae. The record is from RefSeq and is a predicted model, not a curated record.
UCUCUUUCAGAUGAUUCACUUGGAAAUGAACAAAAUCAAAAUGUUAUUCCUGAAUCGGUUGAGCACUCUAAAAAUAAAAAGCAUCUUGUGCCAUGGUGGAUAACAGAAGAUGAUUCAGAUGAUGGUAUUGUACUGAUAUUUAUUCUAUGUAACAUCUCUGCCACAAGGUGUCAGUGAAUCACUUGUGUCUAUAUAUACAUGACUAUGCGUAUGUAAAUUUUGGGUCAGUAAUUGUCUCUCGGGCCUAGCCUAGGAAGUAGGAUACAUAACAACUCAUACUAGACCUGCAUGUAAAUUACCUAAAGCGAAUAUGAUUUCAAUUUGAAGUGGAUUGAUUCAAGCUGAAUUUUAUUCACAUGUAUAGAGAUGGGGGUGUUUAUAUGUGUGUGUGAGUGAGAGACAGAGAAGGAGAGAAAAUGAAAUAGAAAUUGUAGGACUAAUUUUUUUUAAAGAGGUGCUUAACAGUGUUAAGCAUAAUGUCUUUUUCUGAGUUUGGGCAGCUGUUUCAGGAGUUGUUUGAAGCUAUAUUGUGCUAUAUUCUACCUAUAUCUUUUGCUAAUCAUUUAAAAAACUGUAUGAUUAUAUGAGUAACUAUAAAUAAGUUCAUUCUUCUUUUUAUAACACUUCAAGGCACUUUGUGAUUGUCUCCCUAUUUACAUAAACAAAUAAGAUUCAGGAGAAGUAGAUAUUGGAUGGCAAACUUAUAUUCUUAAUCAUAUAUAUUAGAGAUCAAGUACCAUUCCAAAUAAAUAUUCAAGGGAUCGUAUUGUUAAGGUGUUUCAUAUGUUCAUUGAGAAAUUAACUUGUUGUUGUUGUUAGUUGCAAAGUCGUGUCCGACCCCAUGGACAAUGUUCCUCCAGGCCUUCCUGUCCUCUACCAUCCUCUGGAGUCCAUUUAAACUCAUGCCUACUGCUUCAGUGACUCCAGCCAGCCACCUCGUUCUCUGUCGUCCCGUUCUCCUUUUGCCCUCAAUCUUUCCCAGCAUUAGGCUCUUCUCCAGUGAGUCCUUCUUUCUCAUUAGGUGGCCAAAGAAUUUCAGUUUCAUCUUCAGGAUCUGGCCUUCUAAAGAGCAGUCAGGGUUGAUCUCCUCUAGAACUGACUUGUUUGUUCGCCUUGCAAUCCAAGGGACUCGCAGGAGUCUUCUCCAGCACCAGAGUUCAAAGGCCUCAAUUCUUUGGUGCUCAGCCUUUCUUAUGGUCCAACCUUCACAGCCAUUGCAACUGGGAAAACCAUAGCCUUGACUAUACGCACUUUUGUUGGCAGGGUGAUGUCUCUGCUUUUUAAUACGCUGUCUAGAUUUGCCAUAGCUUUCCUCCCCAGGAGCAAGCGUCUUUUAAUUUCUUGGCUGCAGUCCCCAUCUGCGGUGAAGAAAUUAACUAUUAAACUGUAAAGCACAUUGUACAGGAACACUUAGAGUAGUCUUUCUAACUAAAUACCCAAAUAGUGGAUCUGGCAAAUUUCCUCAUCUGUCAUAUUGCACUGUCUUAUAAUAAUGUAGUUUGGGAUUUUUAUAUAACAUUGUACUUUAAUCAUAAAUCAUUUGUUCUGUUGUCUGCCCUCUAAUGAAACUUCGUUGAAAGAAGCAACGUGAAGAUCAAUAUGCUUUCUGAAAUGGGUGAAAAUCAAAUAAUAUGAUCACUGUUGGAUAAAAUUUGGUAGAUAGUAGUAAAGCUUAAUGAACUGUAAAGUAUUUCAGUUUUGUGAAGAGUUAAGUUUGCAGUGAAAAUUCCUAAUUCAGUGCCCUGCUUUUAAUAUAAAACAUUUGUAAAGGGGAAAAAAUCCAUUAUAAUAUUUAUAGCUCUUAAGCUACCAUUUCAAAACAGAUACUUAGAAGUAUUCUUUUUGAUGAAAAGUACGAGAAAAAAAUAUUUAGCGAUGAGACGAUAAAAGCAAAUUCAAUUGUUUAGCCUUAUUUUUAGUAAGCGGGAUCUAGAUUUGCAAUUCUGCAAAUAGAAGGACUGUCUGAUCCACAAAAAACAGAGAGAUUAUUUUUUUACCAAAUGUCCUUUCCCAUAUAAGUCCAGACAUCUUGGGAGAACAAGGGACUAGAGUGGAAAGGAUAAAUUAUUACACUUAUGCCAGUGGCAGCAGGAUUUACCUCAUCAGUUUUUGGAAUCCCAUUAUUUCCAAAAAAAAGCAAGUUUAUCAAAAGUUUAUCAAAAGGGAAUGAGAAGAAACUUAUUGGGAGACAAGAUGCAGUGGCUGAAGAUUGUGAAAAGAGGGUAUCAUUUUCAGAUAAUGAGCCUGGUAUACGUGACACCAGCAAUACCUUUCUGAAAUCGCGGAAGCUUUCUCCUUCUAUUGAGGAAGUAGAUGAAGCUUUUGGAGAAGACCUCCAGCUCCCGCAGCUUCAUGGUGUUUCUGUCUCUUUAAGCAAAGAUAGUUUGGAAUCAAAUGAUUCAGUUGUUGCUUUGGGACCCAGUGAGAAUAUUUUGGGAGAUGGAUUAGAUACUUUGGAAGAAGAAGAAGAAAAGGAGAAGUUUUUUGCUGACCUUGAGAAAGGAGCAUCCUCUACCAUAGACUACUCAAAAUUAAAUAAGGAACUAGAUUCUAAUAAUUCUGACAUCCUGCACCCGUUUUUAUGCAACCAGCCUCAAGUGAAACAGACAAAAGAAGAAAAUGACAGCGAAUGUAUGAGUCAUGAAAAAUCUGGUGAUUAUAGUGAGGAUUUUGAGGAAAAUUCAGAGUGUAAUGAAGACAAUAAAGCUGAACAGGUGGUCACGUCUGAAGCUACUGAGGAAAGGACAGGCAUGCUGGCCAAAGUUCUUCUGGAUUCCCAGGAGUCAGUUUUAGAAACUCCAAAAGCCAAUGAAGAGCAAGAUGCAGCUGGGGUAGAACAAUAUACAGCUCAAGAAAUUACUGCAGAAGAAAUGACUGGAACAGGUAUUUCCAGUGGGCAAACAAACAGCGACAUUGAAGCCUUGCAGCAAGCUUACCAUCACGUUGAACAGUCUUUAGGAACUACAGAUGAACAGAAUGAUGAAAAAAUGGAAGUGGAAGAGAGUUUAGUCAAUGACACUUCACAAAAUAAAGAAAGCUGCCCCCAGAAUACUUCCAUUACUAAUUCUGAUUUGCCGACUAUAGAAGAACUGAUGAAACCUAUCAGAGCAGAUUCAUCUUUUGUCAGGGGAUUUGAACUGGAGCCUAUUAGUCCUGUGAAAGUCACACAAGAUCACACAGAUGGAUUAAUGAAGCCGCCUGAUGAAGCCGUGGAAUCCCAAAACAUUGGCUGUCUUUUAAACCAUCCUGGUGAACAAGAAAAUACUUCCGUUUUAGAAGUUGCAAAUGAAAGUAGCAAAGAUAGUCCUCAUCUGAAAGUUAUCAAGCAGAAAUUAGCUGAUAAAAUUAAACAUAAUGUUAUGAAAUUAAGCACUCUCUCAAAUUGUUCAACACUCUAUCAGGAGAGGAAAUCUGGACAGGUGCAUCAACCCAACACUUGGAAUAAAGAGAAUCCAAAUUUAGUACCAGAUAAACAAGUAAUGUAUAAAAGUAGUAAAAACACAAUGACUAUUCACAGAAAGAAACAUUUGGCUGGAUCACAUAGUUCUGUUAGAAGCUCUGGAUAUGGAAAACCUAAUUCUUCGUUAAAGCACUUUCCUACAGUUAACGAGAAGACAUUGAAGGAAAACAACAAAAAUCCACUUCUGAAAGUCAAAUCUCCUCCAAAGCAGAAAGGCACAUCAGUGACUAAAGUAACUCAGACAAAACCCCAUUCACUCUUCCCCAAAAGAAAUGAUUCUACUGAUCCUAGACAAUCAUCUCCAGGUGGAUUUCCACCAGAGCCUAAAGAAAAUGACAGCCAGGGUUACAAGGUAGCCCCAAUUUCCUCCUUUCAUAGUGAAAGAGAGCUUUAUUUACUAAAAAGAGCACAGGAAGCAGAGGAAAAAUUGACUGUAGCCAAUACUUUGAUUGAACAUCUGAAAACCACCUCCCUUGAAAGAGAGAAGGAAAUGGAGGCAAAGUUUCUGGAAAGGAAAAUGCAGCAAGAUAAAGAGCUGUCUCAGUUAAGCCAAGAAAAUUACGUUCUUCAAACACAGCUAAAUAAUAUAAAAGAUCUAAAAAAAGGAACAAUGUGGUCAAGUAUUCGUGAGAAAAAUCUGAACGAUGAAGAAAUGUUAAAAGAAAUCCAAAAAGAAAUCCAGAGUCAAGAGAUUCUUCUCCAAGGAUACCACCAGGAGAAUGAAAAAUUAUAUAAACAAGUUAAGGAGCUUCAGCUAAAUAACAAGACAAAUGAGGAAAUUAUGUUUAAAGAGAAUCAACGUUUGAUGACUCAAUUAGCAGCUUUACAGGAGAAGGUGGAAAAAAACAAUGUUUUACCACAUGGGGUACAGAAUAAUAAACCAUCUGAGAAUCAGAAUUUUACAGACUUGAUUUCAGAACUUCGAGCAGCCAAGGCUACAGAAGCCAAUUUGCUUGAAGAGAGAAAGCAUCUAAAGCAAGAUAAACAAGCCCUUGAAGUUGAUUUGGCACAAAUGAAGAAAGAGCGAGAUCUGGCAAGAGCCCAGUUUGUUUCUGCCUCAGGUGAGAAAUCGUAUGAAAUGAAGAUUAUGGAAGAGUCCUACAAAGGUGAAAUUAAUCGCUUGCAAAAAAGACUCCAGUGGUAUGCAGAAAAUCAGGAACUCUUGGAUAAGGAUGCAGCUCGCCUCAGGGGAGCAAAAGAAGAAAUCGAUAAGCUGAAAGUGGAGGUGGAAAAGCUUAGAAGUGAAGCUGGACAUCAUUCUGCCCAGCAAAGAACACGGCUAAAAAAUAGAGCAGCAGAUGCCAAACGGAUUCAAGACCUUGAGCGGCAGGUUAAGGAAAUGGAAGGGAUUCUGAAGAGAAGAUAUCCUAAUUCUUUGCCAGCUUUGAUUUAUGCUGCUGCUACAGCAGCUUCUGAGGGAGAUGGUGAUGCUUCACCAAAAAAUAAUACAGUGGAAUUUCUUGAAAGAAGAGUUAAAAAGUUAGAAACUGAACUGGAGGGUAAAGAUGAUGAAGCCAAAAAAAGUCUCCGUGCCAUGGAACAGCAGUUUCAAAAAAUAAAGCUUCAAUAUGAGAAAAGAAUUGAGGAACUUGAACAACUGCUGGCAUAUAAACUGCUGAACGAGCCUCAGAAGCUUCAAGACAAGUCAUCCAGCUUUGAUCAGGAACUGCGUCAGGUCAAUGAAGCCCACCAGAAGACCAUUCAGAAUCUUCAGGCUGAAAUCGAUUCCCUUCGAAGCCACAUAACUCAGCUGGAAAGUCAGAAGAAGCCACGGGAUGACGACGCAGAUCUGCAGUCACUAGAAUUUCAGGUGGAGCAGGCUCGUGCGAAAGCCCAGUUGGUUCGGCUCAAUCAGGAAAUGAUUGCCAAAAACCGGGAGAUAAAAGACCUCACGAAAACUGUGGAAAGGCUUCAAAAAGAGAGGAGGAGGAUGCUCUCCGGUACAAAUUCUGGAAGAAGACUCGAUAAAAAAGGAACGCUGGAAAAAGACACUCUGAGCCCUGAGAAAAAGGUCCCCAGGAGUCCAGGUUUUUCCCCUGAUAAUCUCAAAGAUAAAAUAUACCAGCCCAAUGUCUUUGCUGACGCUCACAUUUCAGAAGUUCAACAAGAAAACGCCACCCUGAAAGAAGAACUGGAAAAGUUGAAACUAGAACUAAGCGAGGAAAGGAUAUCAUCUCAAGCAGCUCUGGCAAAUGCUGAAGAGCUUAUGAGAAGGGCAAAAGAAGAGUUACAAGGUCAUAUUGCUACUCUUAAAGUAUCGCACCAGAAGGAGCUGGAGAGAAUUCUUUGCCAGCAAGCAAUAGAAUAUUCUACUUCCAAAGCAGCAGAACUGAACAGCAAGAUUUCGUCUCAAGAGAGCCUUAUUAAGUACCUUCAGCAGCAGGUUCAUGAGCUGCAAAAGGAGAAGGGAGCCCUUGUGGUUUCACAAAGGAGGGAGGCCAUUCUUCAGAAGGAGAUGGCAAAGUUAUUGGAAGAGCUCAAAGUAGCUAGAGAGAAUCAGAGUCCUGAGUUAAAACACUUUUCAUAUCUGGAACAAAAAAUAAAACAAUUAGAAACCAGUUAUGAACAGAGGGAGCAAGAACUUCAGCAGGUAAUACAACAAGCACGAUACAAUGCAGAAGUCGAACUGUUUCGGGAAACCGAGAAAUGGAAGAGACUUGCUCUGUUGAAGAAUCAAGAACUGGAAAAAUUUCGCAUUGAACUAGAUUCAAUGUUAGAUGUUUUACGGCAGUUGCAGAAACAAGGUGUUGUUAUAACACCAGGUAGCUCAAAUAUGCCAGAAAAUUAUUGGAAAAUUUGAACAUCUGAGUUAAUCAGAUACUGAGAGCUCUAAUAAAAAUAGAAAUAAGCUAAAAUUCUGUAAAGGUCUUUGGUUAGUGUUUUGACUCAGUCCAGAUUUCUACUAAAAAUGGAGUUAAAUCUAGAAUUUAAAUGACUUUUUUUUUAUCCUUUAAAAUUUUUCAUAUUUUAAAAUAAAUAUAUUUUACUAAACGUUGUAGUAGACAUGAUUAGAUUUUUGUAAACAUUACCAGUUUUGUUUUGUUUUUUACCUUACAAGAGUUCUGAGAAGCUUGGAUGACACAGCAAUUGAAGAUGAUGAGGCACUGUAACCAUAGGGACAGAACAUAAUGGUUGUUUUCACAAGUCUUGCUUUUUUAUUUUAGUCAGCAAAAAUGAUAGUUGUUUCCAACAACUGCAGUAAAAUCUCUGAGGCAUCAUUUUUAUUUGUGAAAAUAUUUAGUAAAAAAAAAAAACCUACUCAGUUUUGUAAUCUCUAAUUAGAUUCUUGUCCCAUUAAGUAUUGCUAAAUGCCUGGUAUCAGCUGGUUUAGCUGAUUGUGGCCUAAUCUACUGCCCAAUUAGAGCACUUAAUGUGGUAUUCUGAGUGGAUUUGGAGGAAGAAUAGAAUAUCUUCCCUUAUUAAUUGCAUGACCUUCGACCUUUAUGGUCAAAGGCCAAUUAUGUAAAAUUGGGUAAUAUAGCUCAUUCAAGUUAGAAACAGUUAUUGCAGUCCAAGUCUACUGAAUAGGGCUGAGCAGUUUUAAGAUUAAUAUCAAAAUGUCAUAUAAAAAUACUGGGUAUUGCACUCAGUAAAGAAUAGUUAACAUAAGAGUAAUUCAUAAAAUAUUUAGAAUCUUAUUUGGCUUUUAUAAAAUAUUUGAAAACUGUUGUGUCGGCUAUGCUUUUCAAUAACAAAACAUCAUCUUUGUUUAUACCUAUUCUGAGAGACAAAUUUUCCAUUUACCAUUCAUUCCCACACUGAUUAGGCUGAUGUUUCAUAGUUCUCUCUUUAUUUUAAUGACAGCAUUGUCAGUCUUGGCUGCCGGGUGGUUUUUCUUCAAGCGACAAAGCAGGGUUGAGCCCCAUCCCCGCCCCAUCCCACAAUCAGGGAUCUCCCUCUUAAAUAAAAGCAACUCUCUCCGUUGCCUCCAAUGGUAGAGGACAAGAGAGAGACAGAAGCCUUCAGGGAGGACAUGGGCACUGUCUCUUUGAAAAAGAAGAAUUCAGCUCCCAUCCUUUUGAUCCAUUGGCAAGAGAGCUGGAGUAACAUAAGGGGAGAGAUUCAUGGAACGAUUCUGGGUAAUGCUAACUGCAAGCAGCAUUCUCAUUAAAUGAGAAAGGAAUUCUAUUAGGACUGAAAUAUGGCCAGACGGUGUUGAUAAACAAAACUCACCCAGUUGUUGCAUAGAAGUGGCAACAGCCAUCACAACUGUAAGGGAAGUAAGUAGGCUUUUCAGUGUUUAGAAGCUGCCUCAGUGACAAGGGGUUCAGUUCAGCAAGCACUUCCAGUGGCUGAAAUUUUGUCAGUGGACUCAGUUACAGUGGUGAUACCAUUAACAGACCUGAAAGAACUGGUUAAGGAUAAGUCUUGGAGAAAAUCUUAUCUGGUCACUGGUGAUCAAAAAGACUUAAUGGAACAUCAUUGAAGAGCAAAUGUCAAGUAAUCUACAGUGGAGCUCCAGUCCUUCUAAUGUGUGUUGAAUUAUAAUGUCCCAAAAAGUUCUGUCAUUCAGAUCUGUUUGAUGUUAAGAGCCAAAUAUUACCACCAUCUUUCUGGUCUAACUACAUUUCUUUUUUGUAAUGACUAAAUGUGACGUAUUUCAUUAUUGUUCAGUUCUUGGCAUGUUAUUCAACAUAAGUACCACAUUUCCAAGUCAGUGUGUCAUUGACUUCCACCAGUUUGUAGACUUAGGGCAAUUCCACAUUGUAGCAUUUUGCUCCUUGUCUACUGGGUGAUGCCAGUUGGAUAUGAAGCCAGACUAACCACUGCCUGGAUGUCAAGCUAUGGCAACAAUGCCAGCCAGAUCUUCUGUCUACCUGUUUGGUCCCAAUCUUGAUUCUUUAGCUCAUUGUCUAUGGAGAUUCUCAGCCAUCUGGGUCAUGGUUGUACCAAAGGUGCUUUUUCAAGAGGCAACUGGACUUUCUUGCACGAAGGAAGUCCAGUUGCCUCUUGAAAAAGCACCUUUGGGAUUCUUUAGCUCCAACACUCAGAGAGCAAGCAUCACUUUUCAUGGGUGGGUCUUUGAUGGUUUAUAUUUGCAUGAGUAAACAAUACCCAGCAGUUACAGAAUCAUACAUUUGGGAGGGAUCUUCAAGGUCAUCUAGUCCAACUUCCUGCUCAGUGCAGAAAUUGUUUGCUCACAAUAACCCCUUUGCUGCCCUUUAAAAUACUAAUGAGAAGAGUGGGCUACCCAUAUUUUACCAUCCAAAGAGAUACUUUCUACCAGCAUUUAGUUAGCAAGACCCACUAAGAGAAUGUCAACAAGCCAAAAACAUAAUAGGAUUCUAACCUGGAAGUCCAGUAUCCAUUUGUGAUAUUGAGAGAAAGGAGGGGAGGGGGGAUUAUCCCUCUUAUUUGUUUGUUCAUUUAAUAUGCUAUCCAUUUUGGCAGCUUACAAUACAAUAAAAACUUGAAAAAUUGACAAAGAAUUUCAGUGUUCUUUUUUUUCUUAUUUUGUUUUGGGGGUUUUUUUUGUUUUGUUUUUUGUUGGUUUUCUUUGGAACUUACAAUAAAAACCUGAAAAAUUGACAAAAGAAUUUCAAUGUUCUUUUUUUUUCUUCUUAUUUUUUGUUAGGAAAAGGUUUGGGGUUUUUUUGUUCCUUGCUAUACUUUUUCCACAAGAGAUUGUACCAUGGGAGAA